Anarrhichthys ocellatus (wolf-eel) is the source of this 11430-nucleotide messenger RNA. It is a transcript of the gene rasgrp3, whose product is annotated as RAS guanyl releasing protein 3 (calcium and DAG-regulated). Gene Ontology annotation, cellular component: plasma membrane. The record is from RefSeq and is a predicted model, not a curated record. Bases 99 to 2300 code for a protein of 733 amino acids. The transcript has 17 exons. Lineage: Eukaryota; Metazoa; Chordata; Actinopteri; Perciformes; Anarhichadidae. Gene Ontology annotation, molecular function: guanyl-nucleotide exchange factor activity; calcium ion binding. Gene Ontology annotation, biological process: Ras protein signal transduction.
CUGCAGCACUUGAAGUAAAUUUUGACUAUCAUUGGCUAUCCUGAUAAGGACUGAUAAUACAGGAUUAUGAUUUGCGCGGCAGAGGUCAUCUGGCAGUAAUGUUUGUCUGGGUCACAGUAAGUAAGGAAAACCCUGAUUGGUCCAGAGCAUUGAGCAGAAAGUGUGGACCUCUGUCCUUCCUCCAGCUUGGCACUAUGGGAUCAUCCACAUUGGGAAAGGCAGCAUCUCUUGAUGCUCUCUUAAAUGAAUGCAUUCAUGCAUUUGAUGACAAUGGGGAUCUGAAGGCCAACCUGCUUCCUCGCACCCUGCUGCUGAUGCAUCGCUGGUACAUUAAGUCCUCAGAACUGGCGGGAAAACUACUGAUGAUGUACCGUGACAGCAAAGGUGACGCCAACCAGAGAACCAGGCUGAAGAUUUGUUAUCUAAUGAGGUACUGGAUUGUGACAUUCCCUGCAGAGUUCAACCUGGACUUGAGUCUGAUCCGGAAAACAGAGGAGUUCAGAAAUGUGGCUGCUCAGCUGUCCUGUGAAGAGCAUUUCAAGCUCCUCGACAUCUCCACCAUUCCGUCAUAUGACUGGAUGCGUAAAUUGACCCAGCGCAAGAAGCAGGCUAAGAAAGGCAAGGCCUCACUGCUGUUUGACCACCUGGAGCCAAUGGAGCUGGCCGAGCAUCUCACCUUCCUGGAGUUCAAGUCCAUACGAAGGAUAUCGUUCACUGAUUACCAGAGCUAUGUGAUCCACGGCUGCCUGGUGGACAACCCAACUCUGGAGCGCUCCAUUGCUCUGUUCAACGGAGUCUCGCAGUGGGUCCAACUCAUGGUGCUCAGCAAGCUAACACCUCAGACCCGUGCAGAGGUUAUUACCAAAUACAUCCAUGUGGCUCAGAAACUUUUGCAGCUGCAGAACUUCAACACUCUGAUGGCGGUGGUGGGGGGGCUGAGCCACAGCUCCAUUUCUCGAUUAAAGGAGACUCACUCUUAUCUGGCUCCAGAGGUUGUGAAGAUCUGGAGCGAAAUGACUGAGCUGGUCUCUUCCAACAACAACUACUCCUGCUACCGAAAGGCCUUCAAUGAAUGCCAGGGCUUUAAAAUUCCCAUCCUGGGUGUGCACCUGAAGGACCUGAUUGCAAUGCAUGUAGUCUUUCCUGACUGGGUUAAUGACAGCAAUCAGGUUAACCUAGUGAAGAUGCAUCAGCUCUACAUGACCUUCAAUGAGUUGGUUUCAUUGCAGAGUGCAGUGGCCCAGGUGGAGCCCAACAUGGACCUCAUCUACCUGUUAACGCUAUCUUUAGACCUUUACUACACCGAAGAUGAGAUUUAUGAGCUGUCAUUGCUAAGGGUACCACGUAACCCCAAAUCAUUGCCUACCUCUCCAACGACUCCCAACAAGCCCCUGGUCCCACUGGACUGGGCCUCCGGUGUCACCACUAAACCAGACCCUUCUGUGGUCAAUAAACACAUCAGGAAGGUGGUGGAAUCUGUGUUCAGGAAUUAUGACCAUGACCACGAUGGCUAUAUUUCUCAAGAGGACUUUGAGAGCAUCGCUGCUAAUUUUCCCUUCCUGGACUCCUUCUGCGUUUUGGACAAAGAUCAAGAUGGAUUGAUCAGCAAGGAUGAGAUGAUAGCAUAUUUCCUCCGGGCUAACCCACUGCUCCAGAGUAAGAUGGGUCCAGGUUUCAUUCACAACUUCCAGGAGAUGACAUACCUGAAGCCCACCUUCUGUGAACAUUGUGCUGGAUUUCUCUGGGGAAUCAUCAAGCAGGGCUACAAGUGCAAAGACUGUGGCGUUAACUGUCAUAAACAAUGUCGGGAGCUGCUGGUCCUGGCCUGUAGGAAGCUAAUCCGCUCCACCUCUCUGGGAAAUGUUUCUCCAGUUAGACUGACCCACAGCUCACUGCCCAGCAGCCCGGCACUGCCCACGUGUAAAGAUGAGGAUGAGGUAUUUGAGUUCCCAGCUGUCACAUCAGCAGGUCCAGCUGUGGAUACUCAGUCCAUCACCCUGAUGACUGGCUCAGCCCAGAAGAUCUCUGUGCGCUUCCAGAGGGCCACCACCAGCCAGGCCACCCAGACUGACCCCCUGUGGCCCGAACACAGCUGGGGGGCCACAGAUGGCGGCUCCCACACCUUCCCCAAAAUGAAAUACAGGACUCACAGAAAAACAUCUAAAAAUAAAGGUUGUGCCCGCUGGGAAAACCAGAACCAGGCAGUUUCUUCACGGUGCAGCGUGGACUCUCAGGAGAAGUCAGAAGUCUCAGGGGAGCUUGUACAGAACGGGAUUACACACAGAGGGAAGGACAGCUGACUUGGUCGCGAUGAUGACGACCAGUCCAAGAGGUCCAGAAAGCCCCUAACGGCUGGGACCAGGAAGCUCUUCUCUCUGGGGGAUGUGCUGGGCUGCCUGAGGUCCCCCUUCAGUGACCUGGAGUUAUCAUGUCCUCUCUAGACUUCAGCACAGGCGUGCUGUGUGGACACACUGUAGCUGCAUGGAAGAACAUAAUGUGUGGUCUCAACAUCACAAAGAUGAAGCAAAGGAGCUCAGUGGAUAAUGGACUAACACCCACUGUGAAUCAUGGAAUGGAAUAACACCGCCGUCAUGUGCAGGGUAAUUGGCUGGGGAUUACUAAGACGUAUCUUACGUUGGAGUUUGAUUCAGGAUGUACAUACGUAACAUCAACACUUGAAGAACUGAGAAAAAACUUUUUUUAAACUUCACUAAAGUGUGGAAUGAAAUUCAGUGGAUCAAAGCCAGCCAGUUACUUUAUGUAAGCCACCAGCUUUAAAUAUCCGGCUGGGACAGUAUGACAAAGUAAAAGCCUGAUCUGUGGAAACCCACAGGCAAGUUCUUUACCGUCACUUACCAAGUUGGAAUGAUUGGAAAAUACAUGAUGGAUAUGGUGUGUGUAGAUAUUUGUGUGGUUUGAUGCAAAAAAGGGAAAGUCAAAAUGAAAGUGAAUAUUAACCCUUCCAACAUAUGGAACGUUGAAGCCUGGAUUCUGUUAAAUUAUAUUUUUGAGUGUUCAUUGCCAAUGUUUUUAUUUAUUCCUAGCACCAACCCUGCUGUUCCACCUCAGGUAAACACCCGUAGCUCUGUCGGCACGUUUACCGUAGUUUGUACUGUAAGUGCUGUUUGCACUGUUAGCUAUGAGCCUUCGGCUCAGGCGUCACGUUGAGAAUCGUUGAGAAGCAAUCGAAAUGCUCCCAAUCUCGUGUUUUGCACCUUUAACUUUUUCCCGUUGUCUUAAGAGUCAAAAAUGACUGCAUUAGGGUGCAUGAGUUUCACUGCAGACAUAUCUGCCCGAAUGACGGUUUUUCUCAGUAUGACAUUUUUGGACUUCCUGUUCUGACCCUAGCAUUAGAAAAAAGUGAAUCACUGUGCUUUAUAUUUUUACAAAAUAUGUACAUCAUCAGCUAUGGGAAAUUUCAAAGGCUCAAAAAAGAGGAAAAUCUAAGAAAUUAAGUAAAAUACAACACACAUUGUCGACUGUAUUAUAAUUUGCAGAGAAACACUAAUGUAGCUAAAUGUAUUUUAAUAGUAGUGCCUCUCCAGCCAGCUGGCCCAAAGGAAACUAUUUCAAUGGGACUGCUCCUGUCAGCGAUGAUAAGCUCUGCCUAUGCUCGCACCCCCGAGCUGUGAUUGGACAGUUAAUUGUUUUUCAUUUUGUCACCAAUGAUGCGUUUCAAUCUCAAAAUAGACAUCCUCAUGGAAGUGAAUGAUGGUGCUUUGCGUUUACUAUUGGCAGGUUGAAGCUGCUCUCUGCAGCAGCACUGACACCUCUUCAGUUUGCUUUCUGUGUUGUGAUUUGAUUUUAAUGUGGCACUGAAAAACCAACAAAUUCAGUUAUUAAAGAAAAAAAGCCAACAAUUUUUUAAACAAAAGUUUUUCAUUUAAUUAUGACAUUAAAUGUAAUUUUACUUUGUAACUCAACUUUAAUUUUAAAUCUUCAACAAUCAGGGUACAAAGAUCACCUGUAGGUCUCUUUUUACAUUUAGAAAAUCUUUUACAGAUGAAAUGAAAUUAUAUCGCAGAAUAAACUAUAUAAAAUGUUGUAUGUAUUAUAUUAAAUGUAAAAUAAUACCAAACAAAACAAAACGUAGAGCACAGCAAAUGUGAGAAAUACAUGCGUGAAGCCCCUCCCUCAUGUGUUCAGCCAUGGUGCUCAUGCUUCCUAAAAUAAUGUUUCCAAAAUAAUCAUAGUAAUAAUAAUAUGUCACAAUAAUUACAAUAUACAAAAAAAAUAAGUUCAGGUUGAUUUUUUUAAACUUUUGUGCAAGUUAGGGUACAGAACAUGAAGACAUCAGGAAGGUUUGUUGAGGAAGGUUAAAGCGGGUGAUGAUGGUCCAUGUAAAGGCAGCGUCAAUUAUUGGUGAACUUCAGUCUCAGUCGAACAUGUUUCAUGUCCAUCCACCGCCCCGACCCCCACACCUUCACUCCCCAUCUCACUACACUGAGGACACACCCUCCUUGCAUUAUUACUGAACAGACCUCUGUGUGGAGUGACUGUUAACAUUUCAUGUUAGAAAGUCAAUGAAAUGAUUACAAACACACAAAGCAACCCCAAACAUGACACUGCCACGAAAUGAGAGUGUUAUGGGGGUAAAAUACUAUAAAAUCUGACUUUGAAUAAUGUCAUAGUGAAAUGAAAGUAUCUGUCAUUUAUAUUAGCAAAAGAUAACUACUUAGUACAAUUAUGGUUUCAAAUGUUUCACAAUUAUUAUUAUUACUAUUAUUAUUAUUAUUAUUAUUAAUAGUAGUAGUACUAGGAGGAGUAGACUUAUUUACUUAUUGAUUUAUGAACAAUAUGAGCCAGAACAAGGAAAUCAAAUCAUAGGAAAUACAUUGUUAAAGGAACCUUACAUUUCUUUUAUUAAUUAUUCACAAUAUUUGCAUACAUACUGUUAGCACAUUUUUCUGAAAUGUUCAGUGAUUAGACUCUUGCUGUCUUGCUGUCAUGACCUAUAAAAAAAAAGAUUAGAUUUAGUUUUUGUAAGAUUUUAAUGUUGAAAGUACAGAAAGGUGUUGUAUAGCAACACAAUAGUGGUGAUAGAAGUAUGAGCAGAACUUGACUAAGGCGUUAACCUUGAGAUGCACAGUUAAAAGAGUGUCAGUUGAAUCUGACAUGAAGAGAACUUCAGCAGCAGAUGGGUCUGACAUGGAAAGAGGUGACAGCAGGUGGAAGAUCUCAGCAGAAACAGUUAGUUGUUGUUAAAUAUUUUAUGUAAUCAGAGCUUUCAGUGGGGAAGGACGAGUUAUGGAGUCAUUUAAAAGUAAGUUUAUAACUUGAACCUAGAUGGAACAAUGAUAUGUCUGACAUUCCCAGGCCCUCGCCUUCAUAUGCUACCAUGCAAGGUGCCACCUGCCCUAUAGGACCCGAACUAAUCAUUCAUUCCCAUUCAUACACCGCAGGCGCAGUUUGCGCAGCUUAAGUGUCUUGCCCAAGGACACAUGGACUAGCGGAGCCGGGGAUCGAACCGCCGAUCUCGUGAUUAAAGGAUGACCCUGCUCUUCCACUGAGGCACAGCCGCCUGUAGUUGUACUUUGCAUUGCAAUUAAAAGCCCCCAGUGUGAGCAUUUCUGUUGUUAUGGUGAUGGUCUUAAUGAGUUUACCAAAGAGAAGAGUGGUAGGUGCAUUUAAAAACAGUGUGGUGGCCAUGUACUCAUUGUUAGUGAGUUAUUCUUGGUUGUGGUUACAGUGAUAUUGUACUGUAUACCCUGUUUGAUUAAAAGAGCCACUCCAUCCCCAUGGCCUGCUGGUUGUUCUCUUAACAUAUUAAAACCGGUUUCUUAAUUGAGGCCACUGUGUCCUGUUUUUUAAACAAAAUGAGUGUUUCCUUAUUUAUCUGAUGUGUAAAAAGGUGGUAGCCAUAAAGGGAAAGUUAACAGGAUUAACACCUGUUAGCAAUCCAACAGCCCACCAGCAGGCCCAGCCAAACAACCAUCUUUGAGAGGCUGUAGCUAGCUCAGUUUUAUAGCUAGAAGAUACUGGUUUUAUAAGAAAAUAGUAAACUUAAGGAAUCGGUUGGUACCAACCAUGUCAUUCUAGCUACUCCCCGGGAAGGGAGCUAAAUAACGUUCUGAAGUUUGGUGAGGGAAAAACUGUCACUGCGAUUUCCGAGGGGGUCCCUUGAUCUCUAACCUCAAGAUGUGUGAAUGAAAAUAGGCUUAUGGGUACAAGUCUCCCUUUUACAGACAUGCACACGUUAUGCUAAUCCCCUACAGUUUGGGGGGAAAAAAACAUGCUAUUUUUUGCAUACAGUAUAAAUGUGAUAUCUUUGCCUUUUUCUAAAAUAAUGUAUUUGAAUGUUUCUGCAUACCCUAAACAGUCUUGAAAUUGGACUGGAAAGCCGACACUCUUCUGAUCCCAAUUGUAUUAAUGCGUGAUGAUAGUGACGAUCCCGCUAGUCCAUGUCGAUGUGUCCUUGGGCAAGACACUAAACCCCAAAUUGCUCCCACGGGCUGUGUGUUAAUGAUGCCAUGUAGUGUUAAAGUGCUUUCAGGAAGUACAGUCCAUUUAACAUAGCCAUUUCCCAUAUUGAGAUUUUUUUUUUUUAACUUGACAUUACUGUAUGGAAUAAUCUAUUGUGGCCUCUAGGAUAACAAGAGCCUCAUGAAACUUUACAUCCACAAACUAGAGUAAUCAGUUGAUUAAUACAUUUUUAUUUCUGAUUCUUGACUAGAGGAAUUUGACACACUGCUGAGCUUCAUAUCAAAUUAAUCUUCAGGUUCCAAGCUUUCAGGCUAUUUUAUGGCCAGAGGCUUCUUGGUGCUAUGGUGGUGAGGGCUAGGUAGGUGGGGCCAUUUUUGGAGAUGGAGGGGUGAGUGCAGCCGCACAUUUGUCUUCCGUCAGUGAUGCAUCGUUUGUGAUGAGACGUGACCGAGUUCUUGCAUUACAUUAAUGUGUGGUUGAAUGGAUGGCAGUUAACACCGUUGGGUUAAUGGGAUUUAUCAAUUGCGUAUUGAGAGAAGUUUAUAAUAAAUUUCAUUUGUAUAACCCUUUAAAAAAAAUAAAUAAAUAAAAUAAAAAAGUACUCAAGGCACUUUAUAUGGUCAAAAAUGAAACGAUAAAAGCAAUUACAAUAUAAACAAAAGGUUUAAGGCUAAGGAACACAAAAACAUAACUAGCUUCACAGGUUAAAAGCAGAUUUGAAUAGGUGAGUUUUAAGUGCAGUUUCAAAAGUGGUGGUGUAAAAUUAAUUAAAGGCUGCUCAUCCUUUCCUUGACAGUGAUGUCAUUAGUCACCUUUUUGUUUGGUAUUCCGCUCCUGUUCGCUUGCAGCAGACGAGUCAGUUUGUUUGUAGCUCCUUGACAUGUCAGCAAUGUUUAUUUUUCAUGGAUGGGAAAGUGUGAUGCCAGAUACAUGUUUGCCACCCAAGAGGUGAGUGGCAGGUUUGAGUUCCACAUAAAGGCGACACCACUCCGAUUGUGUUCUUUAAGGGAUCGUGUUGUGCUGCAACUUAUGUAGCAUCAAUUGAGAGUGGAACCACAGGCCUUUUCUUGUGCCUAGUUUACAGACAUGCAAGUCUGGUACAGACAGACGCAGUUGGCUUUGGAAGCGCAGUUUAAGUGGCAGGCAGGCGUCCGAUUACCCCGAGUAAAUAGAAACUCUAGUCUGGGUGUUAAACGGCUUCCUCUGCCAUCACAUGCAUCAAGUCUUGCAAUAUGCCAAUUCCACAACUCCUGAGGGAUUUUACUUUCGUCAUGACUGCUGGACCAUCAUUUUGGAUGUCUAAUAUAUUUUACAGAAAGACUUAUUUACAUGAAAGAAAUCAAAGACCAUUUCCAAAUCCAUUAUUGCAUUAAGAUAACUUUAUAAACAAAUUCAAAAUUAACAAAGCAUUUGCAAAAAAAAGUACCACUGAAGGCAACGGCAAAAAGUGUUUUGACAUUACAAUGUAAUUAAGAUGCCAACUGAACAGACACUAAUCAAGCAUCUUAAGAAGCAUUCAUUCAUAAUGCAUUGAACUCUGCCCUCAGUGGGUGAUGUGUUGGCUAGCUACCUGAUUUCCCUUGAUCAUUUAAAAUUUCAUUACUCAAAUAUAAAACAUCUAAAAAAAAAAAAUCUAAUUGAAGCAGUAGUACAAACUCCAUAAAAGUACCAUACAUUGCCAAAAAUACACAAAUGUUACCAGUGCAACUGCAAGUGUCCAGUGUCGCCCAGUAAGCUACAACACAGGCUGAAAUAUCUGUGAAUCACCAUCGAGACUGAUGCGUGGCUCCACGUCUCAAUGAACAGAACGUUUACAAAAGGCAAAGUUAGUCUUUAGCAUAGAACUAAACAGGGUUUUAAAAGACAGGCAGAAAGAACUCAUGUAUAAAAAAAACAACUAAAAAAAAAACUCAUUCUUUGGCUUCCGAGCAGUGGCUGGUAACUGCUGACAGGACUGAAUUGACAACAAACCUCAAUCCCCACACAGAAAACAACAUCUGUGGGCCUACCGAUGUCUGGCUGCACUAUAAUUUCCCUGGGAUGCAGUCAUUCACCAGUCCAUGCUUGCAUCAAUCUAACAUUCACACAGCCAUAUUACUUUCCCUUUGGGACAUUUACAUCAUGUCGUCAUCGUCAUCUUCUCCUCCUCCGUACAUGUCGGCCAGUUUCUUGAAGCGGGAUCCCCACUCAUUGAGGCAGUUGUAGUCCUGGUCUCCGCUGCAAGACGAGUUCAGAGAGGAGAGGCUUCCUGCGUCAGAGCCGCCUCCUUCAUAGUCGAACACCAGCAGGGAGUCGUAAGGGGGUGCGGUCGGGUCGUUGUCGGCUGCCUUCAGGUUCUAAGAGAGGCGCAGAGGAUACAUGUUCUCAUUAAACUGAACUCCAUUAUUUUAUAUACAGUGGAAUCAGAAAUCAGGAAAGAUAGAGGAUGAUGCAACAAGUAUCAAAGAACAUCAUGCCAUGACAAAUAAACGAUAAUCAACUGGGACACCAAAAGGAGCCUCAUCGGGUUUGAAUUAAAGCAUUUACAGUUCGUGUUAACUAAUAAUCUAUAUGAUAAGAGAAUGAAAAUACUCUUUGAAAUUGGAAUAGUGCGUGUGGCAACAUGAGAUCAUUUGUGAUUUCAAACAAAUAUGAGCUUUAAAAACACUCAUUUAAAAGCAGUGAUAAAUCAACUAUUUUGAUUUGAAUACGUUUGUAUGAGCUCUUGCUUGUUUGACUCACAUCGUCGAUGAAGUUGCCGAUUUCCUCUGGGUUGGCGGGCCGAGGCCGGUACUGAGGAGCCGGCAUGAAGUUUGGCACCACGUCAUUUCUGAACACCUCGGGCCGGUUGUCAAGACCACGGUGGAGAACACCAAGAUCAUAGUCCUGAUUGUAAACACUUAGGGGUUUACACAAAGAUACUGCGUAUUUCAUUUAAACUAAAACAUCUGUUGGUGCAUUCAUUGAAUAAAAGUAAACCAUGUUUCUGUUGAUAUUUUUAUAUGCAACUCACUGUAUUCUAUGUCUCCUGCUGUUAGAUGAUAGAUUAGCAAUGGUGCUUUUGCUAAAAACAACCAUUUGACACCAGUCUUCCCACUAACGUUAAUAAGUGCUGGCCAGCGGCACUGCUCAACUAGAGUAACGGCAUGAGAUUUUCAUGGUACGAGUAUAACCUCCGAAAAUAUCACCGUUUCACAGCAACAAUAUUAAUGAUAAUGUGAUACCAUAGACUAUUAUUAUGACCCUUAAAAUAAUGAGAACUGACUUAUAAACAGAAUUAUAAACCUGAUAAAACGCAACUGUUAUAUAACUGAAGCAUGUUAGUUUACAUGUUGGCAGCACUGAAGAACGUUUAACUACUAAAUAAACAGCAGUAAGCUCUUAAAAGAAUAGCCUAUGAUGUUUAAAAACGGUCACAUAAUGUAGGUGUGUGACACUGCAGCCAGGCUGCUUCCAUCUGUACCUUUAACUCAAGAUCAUUUUCUUCAACAUUGUAGAUAAGCAAAUGUAUAUGUUAUAAUAACAGUCAAUGUGAAUACUGACAGAUAUGUCCCUCCAGCUUUUCCAGUCAGAACCGCCUUCAUUAUUUUGAUAUGAUGUGCACCUGAUUGAGCCUCGUCAUAAAGCAAUCAGUCCAAAUCCCCCGUCCUAAUUUACCUGAUCAUCCUCCCCGCCGCCCUCUUCAUCAUAGUAGUAGACGUUGUCUCUGAUGUCGUCGUCUUGCAGUAGAGGUACCUUCUGCUCUCCUCUCCUCCGUCUCGCGAAAAGCAGCAGCAGCAACACGAGCACUAAGCAUACAGAGCACAAAGCUUAAUACAACACACCCAUGAUUCACCACAAGUCCAACCAUUUCAUACAGAGCAAAAACAGCUUAGGUGAAGUGCUGAGAGUUGGGCCACCCAAUGCUCCCUGCACAGUGAAACAUUCCAGAGAACACGUCGCAAUGCAAUAGACCAUCAAAUACAGACACACCAUGUGUUAAUUAUUCCAGCUUCCCGACUGGGGUUUGUAAACUAAAUAUCAGACUUACUGAGCAGCAACAGGAUGCCUCCCAGUAUUCCCAGGAUUACGGGCAGUUCAGUGCCACCUGCCACACGCCCUUUGCAGAUCACUUCUUCCCCGGUGCAGUCACAAACUGUGGCCUGGACGGUGCUGUCCUGUGCCUCGCCGUGGUUGUCUGAAACCCUGAGGACCACAGUGUACUCUCCACUUUCUAGCUCAGUGGCUAAAUUCAGGAUGAUGCCAGUUCCUGAAACAGAGGAAAAUUGACUUUAUAGCCACUGGCCAGUUGAGUUUCUCAUUUUGUCUUAUAUUAUUUGGAAAAGUGUUGCAUGAGAGGCUCCUUUCAAUGAGUUCUCUUCAGACACCGAUUACUCUCAUACUCUGUAUCGGUGCCCCAAUAAACCAUCCAAAAUCAUUCAAAUCUCAGUAAACACUUUCUAAACUUAUACCUCAACUGAAGCAUCUCUGACCGAGUACAUUGCCUUGGAAGCACUACCUGUUAUAUGAACUUUGAUCUUUUUGGCGAUGGCUAAUCUGAGGACAAUUUUCAGCUCCUAAACAGUUAAAAUAUUUUCUUGAUUUAAUUAGUUGUUUUUUCUGCAGACAGGACUGACCUACAAGUUUCUCCUGGUAAUGGCCAUUUGAUUGGAUGGUUACAAGUUUGUGGCUUACCAUGUGUAAAAAAAACCCAAAAAAAACUAUUUAUUGUGAAUUAAUAGUGUACAUACUGGAAUCGUUCAUCCUAGCGGUCCAGUUAGUCUUCGAUAUGCCCUGUAAUGAGACGCUGUAUGGAGCAGCAAAGCCCGGUCCAUCUUUAUCCGUCACCGACAGCAGCUGAGGAGCCGAUUCCUUGUGACACACCUGAGGAAACACAAUGACAGAAAGACUCUUUAUUUGCUCAUGUUACUGCAAAACAAAUUUUGUGAGAUCGUGACAAUGUUUAUUAGUUUUCAUUAAGAAUACAAAUGACAAGGACAAACAAGGUUCCCUCUCCUCCCACCUCACUUCCCCAAACCAUUCAUAAGG